Hypoxylon fragiforme is the source of this 1379-nucleotide messenger RNA. RefSeq lists its product as uncharacterized. NCBI's taxonomy places the organism in Eukaryota, Fungi, Ascomycota, Sordariomycetes, Xylariales, Hypoxylaceae. Gene Ontology annotation, cellular component: mitochondrial large ribosomal subunit. Gene Ontology annotation, biological process: translation. Bases 193 to 1230 code for a protein of 345 amino acids. The record is from RefSeq and is a predicted model, not a curated record. The transcript has a single exon. Gene Ontology annotation, molecular function: structural constituent of ribosome.
UAAAAAAUGAUUUAAAAAUGAUUUUUCGAGGUUUUAAGCGACAGCAACAAAUAAGACAAUUCUGCGGCGGAAGACACUUCAACACAUGAUUACGGAGGAAGAAAAAAGAAAAAGAGAAAAAAAGGAUAAGAGCGACUCUAAAUUCUAAGAGAUCGAAGGAAUAGGAUCAGGCUCUCUGCUUUAUUGCCAGACAUGCCGCCGCGAAUUUAUUGCUCCACACGGAGCUGCGUUAGUAGAACGCUCCAAAGGACGACAAGCUCGACGAGACCUACAGCUGCCAUAUCUCAGACCUCAAGAAUCAUUUCGAGGAAUUAUGCAAGUGCACCUACGUCCACAGUACCACUUUCCUCCUUGAAAUUACCAGACAACUAUGUACCCCCGACACAACCACCCAGCGCACGACGUCCCGAUCAGCGAAAAUCCCAGCUCCUUAGGUCCUAUACGGCCAUGCUCCGUGCGACUCCGCUUAUGCUAUUCUUCCAACAUAACAACGUCGCUGGCGUAGAGUGGGCCGCAAUCCGGCGUGAAUUGCGCGCGGCCUUGGCCAGCGUUCCGGGGCCUAUCAUAGGCCCUCCCGGCAGCGAACCCGUGGACCUCUCGUCUCAUAUAGAGCUGCAAGUGCUUCGUACACGUAUGUUCACCAUCGCCCUGAAGAUUGUCGAAUUCUUCAAGCCCGAAGAUUAUAAGGGCGCGUCCAACGCCUACACACACGACCUGUCUGCGACAGCUUACGAAGCCAUAUCCAAGGCUGCCAUAGAAGAAACAUCUGUAUAUGCGCAGAUUAGCCCGUUGCUUAUCGGACCCACCGCUGCCGUCUCUCUCCCAAUUGUAUCUCCGGCUCACCUAGCGGCUGUGCUAUCUGUUCUUUCUCCCUCGCCACCGGCCUUCCCAGCGCCUACGAGGAAGAAGAGACCGGGAUAUUAUGAGCCGACGGUACAGAAUGGACUGCAGAAGUUAGUUCUGAUUGGCGGCAGGAUAGAAAGCAAGGUGUUCGAUUACGAAGGCGUUAAGUGGGUUGGUGGAAUCGAGGGCGGAGUAGAUGGCCUGAGGUCGCAACUCGUUGCCAUGCUGCAAAGCGCCGGUCUAAGCCUUACGACAGCGUUGCAAGGCCACGGUAAGGACCUUUGGCUGUCGUUGGAGAGCAGGCGGAUACAGCUUGAUGAGCAGGCAAAUGGGGGGGCCAAGAAAGAGGAAGAGGGCAAGGGAGAAGAGAGCAAAGAAAGCACAUAGGUUAUGCGAUACAUUUGAAGUGAUAGAAAGUAUAGGAACCUAUAUUUAUGAGGCUAGACACCUACAUAUAACAACUAUCGAUGAAUGUAUCCAUAUAAUAGGUACCUACGUAACUUACACAUGUGACGUUUAAUCAAUGUUGAGCUGCC